Schistocerca americana (American grasshopper) is the source of this 852-nucleotide messenger RNA. Its product is annotated as protein TEX261. The transcript is spliced from 5 exons. Gene Ontology annotation, cellular component: COPII-coated ER to Golgi transport vesicle; Golgi membrane; endoplasmic reticulum membrane. Gene Ontology annotation, molecular function: COPII receptor activity. Gene Ontology annotation, biological process: endoplasmic reticulum to Golgi vesicle-mediated transport. The record is from RefSeq and is a predicted model, not a curated record. Bases 141 to 743 code for a protein of 200 amino acids. Lineage: Eukaryota; Metazoa; Arthropoda; Insecta; Orthoptera; Acrididae.
UUUGGUGCAGAUAGUAUUUUGUCAACAUGACUAUAAACAUAACCAAAGAGAAAUCGAUAAGUUUAGGAAAGUUGUAGUGAAAAGCGAAAUGCAUAUUCGUUCUCGUGUAUCAUAAUGUCAUUGAUAUAGGUGUACUAACAAUGUGGUUUUUUUAUUUAUUGAGUUGGUUUGCUUUGUUGGUGCAAGUGUGCUUUGUGACUGUGGCUGUUGCUGCUGGACUGUAUUAUCUAGCGGAACUUGUGGAAGAAUAUACCGUCGCAUCAAAAAAAGUAAUUUGGUGGAUGAUAAUUGGAACUUUGCUUAUAUACAUUGGCUUCAUCCUCUUUGAAGAUUUACCCCGCACUCUAACUGUGUGUGGCAUUAUUAGUCAGAUCUCUCAUCUUUUUAUCCUGAAAACAUAUCCGUAUGUUGUGAUCACAUCACCUUCAUUUAUAAUUGCAGUUAUUAUGUUGGUUGUGAACCACUAUUUAGCAUUCCAAUAUUUUGCUGCUGUGUACCAUUCAUUUUCGGAGGUACUUUCAUAUUUUACAUUAUGCCUAUGGCUAGUUCCAUUUGCAUUAUUCGUCUCAUUGUCUGCAAACGAAAAUGUUCUCCCUACAGUGGCAGAAACAAGACCACUUCUUGAUGACAGUGAUGUGGUUACCAACUACUUUUCAAGGAAAGGAAAGAAAUACGGACUAUUGUCAUUCUUCAAUUAUGCAAAGGAUUCUAUACUACCUCAGCGAACUAAGAAGGCAUUUUAACUGGUUUGGGUGAAUGGUUUUGUGUAAUAAUUUGCAAUGAAAAUGUCAUGUGGCAACAGAAAUGACAAUUGUGUUUGUAACCUGUGAUACAUAUAUUUUUUGAAAAGGA